Molecule: messenger RNA, 1725 nt
Organism: Trichoplax adhaerens
Lineage: Eukaryota; Metazoa; Placozoa; Uniplacotomia; Trichoplacea; Trichoplacidae
Exons: 14
Coding region: 1-1725 (574 amino acids)
Source: RefSeq, a predicted model, not a curated record
AUGGACUUAAGGGUUAAACCAUCCUUGGUCAAGGAUGAAAAAAUAUACUUUGAUGAUCAGCAAACUCCAUUCCAGCUUGAUCACCAAUGUAUGAAACUAAUGAAAGAACUACAAUUUGAUAAUUCUACUUUCAAUAAAGAAUUACCAUGCAAUUUGACAGUAUCAACUCCAGAAAUCAAUGAUGAAGUUCAUGAGCAAAACAAUCAAGAGUUUUCUUUUAGCCAAAUUUCCUCUUACAAUUGCGAAGAGGUCGAUAUAUCUCGUGAAAAAGAAGAAUUCACUAAAAUUUAUAUGAAGCAACUCUUCGAUAAAAGCUCGCAAAGGUUUCCAGAAAUUUUGAUUGCAGAAACUGAUGAACAAAUACUAUCGUCUAGCUCAAAGAGUAUGUACUGUGAUGAAGAUUUAGUUAGAGGAAACACUCCAGAUUCAAAAAGACUUCAAAACGAGAAUGAAGGGGAUAAAGUGGUCCAAAUAGUUUCUGAAUCAGAGCGAGAUUUUUCGGAGUUAUACUUAACUGAUAAAAGUAGCAUGGGAGGGUAUCACUCCGAAGAUUUAUUAGGUCUACUGACGCAGAGUCAAAAUCAAACCUGUUCCCCUGAUCUUAAAGCAAACUUACAGCCUACUCUUACGCAAUAUCCUGUUGACGAGCUUGAGCAAGAUAUUUUAGAUGCCGUUGGAUUGGUUGAUGAAGAAAAGUUAAUUAGUAGAAAUAUGUUAAUGACCGAUAUAAAGGAAGCUACAUUCGAAGAGCCAGCUAUCCCGCAAUUUGACUAUGAAAAGUAUAUAAAGAAACUCCAUAAUGAAGCUAUAUUUUUAAAUUUUACUCCGUAUUCGUUACCGAACGACUAUACUUCUUCAGAUCCUUUGCAAAGUAUGAACGAUGUCAUUCAAAAAUAUAGUUCUAUGCUACCCUUUGGUAGAUUAAUUGAUGAGGUACUUUUGGAUAUUGAUUGUGUAUGGUCUAAUGAUGAUAGCGCAAAGAGUGAUGAUAUUUCCAAUCAGCAAGGGGUUUAUACAGAUCGCAAUCAAAUACGAAAGUAUCAUGAUAAUGUUGAAAGAUUCUUCAUGAUAAGAGCAGAAAAAGUUGAUAAUGUUGAAAAUUUGGUUAGCAUGCAUGGUGGGACUGCAGUUUCGUGCGAAAACGCUCCAGAUUUUGAUAUCCCAUCACAGGAUGAGGAUGAAAUCAGCAGCGUAAACCCUUUAAAUCUAGGAGAUACUGAAGUUACCGAAAUAGAUGAAAGAGGUUGCAUAAUCUUUGCUUCUGAACGAGUUCGAGCCAAUUACGACUUGAUUAAUUUGCUGGAAUCAAAACACCAAUUAGAUAUCAUCCCAAAUGUGAUCGAUUCUCCUCAAUGUAGCCAUUUGGCAGUUUUUAUGAUACAUCCGUAUAAUUUCAGGUCAGAUCGGUUUGCUUUAGCUGAUGUAUUUUUAUUAGCUAAGGUGUUACACAACACCUGCGACUUGGAACUAUCAGUUUUGUACGCUUUUGAUAAUGAUGAUCUUAGUGCUACGAUUAAGCACCUGGCCAAAACAUACUGCAAAUCUCGUGCGGAGAUAUCCAAAAAUUUGCUUAGCUAUCAUAUAGACUAUAAAAUGCAGAGAUUCAAAACGAGAAUGGAAGUUCUUGGAUGUUAUCAAUGUUUUAACGUAUUCUGGUCUGUUCUUCUGGUAGCAUUAUUUCUUUUCUAUCUUAAAACAGCAUCUAAACCGAUGUUAGUUCAUUGA